Molecule: messenger RNA, 963 nt
Organism: Papaver somniferum (opium poppy)
Lineage: Eukaryota; Viridiplantae; Streptophyta; Magnoliopsida; Ranunculales; Papaveraceae
Product: very-long-chain 3-oxoacyl-CoA reductase-like
Exons: 5
Coding region: 112-963 (283 amino acids)
Source: RefSeq, a predicted model, not a curated record
ACGGAGAGAGGUAAAAUCAUAAAACCCUAACAACAGGGUUUUAUAUGGAGGAGAAUAAGGCACCUUCUAUACCCUCCCAGACUUGCUACAACAACUUCUAGCUCAAACAAGAUGGUCAAAAUGGAAAGCCGUGGUGGAGCCUCCCCAAAAGGCAUUGCUGCAAUUGUUGGUGUCGGACCCAGGCUUGGCCGUUCCAUUGCCCGGAAAUUUUCCCAGGAAGGCUACACCGUUGCCAUCCUUGCCCGAGACUUAGAGAGAUUGUUUAGAUUUGCGAAGGAGAUAGCUAGAGAAGCGAAGGCUCCGGUUUUCGCCAUUAGAAUCGACUGCUCUGAUUCACAAAGUAUUCGGGAAGCAUUUGAAAGUGUUCUUUCUCUUGGGUUCAUUGAAGUUUUAGUCUAUAAUGCGUACCAACAACAGCAACCAGUCUCCUUUAUCUCCUCAUCAUCAUCUUCAUCUUCUUCGGUAGCGAAUACGAUAUCGAAUAGUCAACUGUAUCCAAAUAGGUUCAUAGAUGCUCGCAUUGAUUCUUUUGAAAAAUCUCUUGCUGUCUCUACAGUUGGUGCUUUCCAUUGUGCUCAGCAGGUGUUGCCAGGGAUGGUAGAUAGAAAGAGAGGGACCAUCCUCUUCACUGGCUCCUCUGCGUCUCUUAACGGCUUUCCUGGUUUCUCGGAAUUGUGUUGUGGGAAGUUCGCUCUAAGAGCAUUGUCGCAGUGCCUGGCUAAAGAGGUUCAACCUCUUGGUGUUCACGUCGCACAUGUUAUCAUCGACGGUAUCAUUGGUCCCCCAAGAUCGUCAUCACCUUCGAGAUCAAUGGUUGGGGCACAACAAGCAGCAGUGACGACCUUAUUAAUGGACCCAGACGCAUUGGCUCAGACAUAUUGGUAUUUACAUGUUCAAGACCGGAAUGCUUGGACUCAUGAGAUUCAUCUUCGAUCCUCCAACUCCAAUGAUUUUAACAUAUAG